Drosophila serrata is the source of this 2669-nucleotide messenger RNA. RefSeq names its product protein KRI1 homolog. Lineage: Eukaryota; Metazoa; Arthropoda; Insecta; Diptera; Drosophilidae. The record is from RefSeq and is a predicted model, not a curated record. Gene Ontology annotation, biological process: endonucleolytic cleavage in ITS1 to separate SSU-rRNA from 5.8S rRNA and LSU-rRNA from tricistronic rRNA transcript (SSU-rRNA, 5.8S rRNA, LSU-rRNA). Gene Ontology annotation, cellular component: nucleolus; 90S preribosome.
GCGAAAACAGCUGUCGUAUCAACUUAACAGCUGUUCCCGUCAACACGUGUGGAAACGAAAGUUAAUAAGAAAAUCCAAGGAAAUAAGCUGAAUUAUGAACAAUAAUCUAUUCGACGGCUCGGAUGAUGAGGGCAACGAUCUGCAGCUAACUACCAACGAGGACUAUGCCAAGACCUACAAUCACUUGCGCAAAAAGGAGCUGCUCCAAAAAUAUAAGGAUCGCGGCUUGGACGUUUCGGAAUCCGAAUUCGAUAGCGACAGCGAGUCAUCCGAGGAGGAUGAAGUGGACCCCAAGUUCGACCAGGACUUCUUCAAGACGCUUUCCUCGCUAAAGAGCAAAGACCCGCGAAUAUACGACAAGGAAACGCGAUUCUUCAACGAGUCCUCCAGCGAUGAGAACGACAAAGAGGGGGAGUCUUCUCCCAAAAAGAAGAAGAAAUCAAAGCCAGUGACCCUAAAGGAUUACGAGAGGAAAGUGAUACUUGAGCACAAUGGCAAGUUUGAAAGUUCGGAUGACGAGCAGCAGGAGAAGGAGGAGGAGGAAUAUCAGCGUGCACAGUCUCCCACCGCUGUUGAGGAGGAGCGCCGUCUGAAGGAUGAGUUCCGGAAUGUGAUGAACCAAGAGGACGAUGGCGAGGACGAGGAGUUCGGCGGCAUAUUCAAGAAACGAAGCAAGACCAAGGAGCAAACGGAGGCCGAGGAGGCAGACUUUGCCAAGUGGCUAGCUGGCCAACAAGAGAACAUUGAAGAAAAAGACAAAGAGCAGCUGGAACCUCUGAAGCAGUACUGGGCCAGCAGCAAGCUGACGCAGGGCGAGAGCUUCCUCAGAGACUACAUCCUCAACAAGGGCUAUUCUAAAACAGAUGAGUCCGCCAUUCCCACCUACGAUGAGAUUGUCGGCGAAACCGCUCCCUUGUCCGAGGAUGAACAGGAGCUAGAGAAGCAGGCGGAGUUCGAGCACAAGUACAACUUCCGUUUUGAGGAACCCGAUGCGGAGUUCAUCAAGCGCUAUCCCCGCACCGUGGAGCAGUCCAUUCGACGGACGGACGACAAGAGAAAGGAGAAACGCAAGGAGUUGAAGGAGCGCAAGGAACAGGAGAAGCAGCAGAAGAUGAAGGAACUCGACUUGAUCAAGGAUAUGAAGCGCAAAGAGAUCGAGGAAAAGAUACGUAAACUGAAAGCGGUCACCGGCAACGAUGAGCUCGGUUUCCGUGACGACGAACUGGAAGAAGACUUCGAUCCGGAUGCUCACGAUCGACGCAUGCAGGAGCUCUUCGACGACGAGUACUAUAAGGUGGACGAGGGCGAGGAAAAGCCAGAGUGCCCCUCGGAUAUCGACGAGUUGGUGCUAGAGGACUGGGAUAACUACGAUCCCAGGGAGCAUAAGGACGGUGGUGAUGAAGAUUAUGAAGGGCACUGCGAGGACGAUGACUUCAACAUGGACUGUGACUACGAUCCGUCUACUGCCAAGCAGCAACUCCAGCAAGAGCUAAUCGAGAGCACGCGCGGUCGCAAGGGUCGCAAGGGCAGGCGGAAUCGCUUCAUGGAAAUGAUCCAGGCCGAGAAGCCGGCAUUCAAUCCAGAGGAUGAGAAAACCUAUGGCGAGUAUAUAGACGAAUAUUAUCAACUGGAUUGCGAGGACAUCAUCGGAGAUCUGCCGUGUCGUUUCAAAUAUGUGGAGACUACACCCAAUGAUUUUGGCCUGACGAUAGAGGAGAUCGUGCUGGCCAGGAACAAGGAGCUUAAUCAGUGGGCCAGCCUCAAGAAGGCUGUCCAAACACGACCAGAGCAUGUAGAAAAGAAAGAGCAGCGUCUGUACAAGAUGAAGGCCAAGAAUGAGGACCUCAAGCGAAAGAUUUUCAAGAGUCUUUACGGCGAUGGUUCUGACGAUGAGGAUCAGCCAACAGAAGAGACUUCAAGUGCUCAACCAACUGCCGAAACGUCUGCUCCAGCUGAAUCGUCUCAGAUCCCUACGGAAGGUUUAUCUAAAUCGAAAAGGAAGCGCUUGAAACGUAAAGCUGCUGCAGCAGCAGCUGCAGCUACUCCUGCACAGAACCUCCAAGAGCAGUCCAAGGAGUCACAGCAGCCUAAGCAGGCUAAAGACAGCCAAGCGAAGGACGAAUCUUCUGCUCCAAAAAAGAGCAAACAAGAUCAAAGUACCAAUGCAAAUGCUCCUGCACAGCAAACGCAAAAUAAACCUGAUAAGAACAAGGUAAACAAACAGAAAAAAGCAAAUAAAACGACAGCAAAUGGAACGGAAGAACCAGCGCAAAAUACAUCUGAAAAGGCAACUGAAAACGCUCUGCAAAAAUCCGAAAAACCAAAUGGAAAUAAUCCAUUUAACAAGCAACAAAAUAGAGCCAACUCGAAGCCAGGGCAAUCACCGGUGAAAAACAAACAAGGAAACUCUAAGCAAGGGGCCAAUCCUUUCAAGAAAUCGGACCACAAGGCAAGCGCACCCUUUCCGGCAAAGAAAAACAAUAACUUCAAGGCGAAAAAUAAAAUGAACAAGAACUCCAGUGGCAUAACAGACGAUCGAUUAAAGGCAUACGGCAUAAAUCCCAGAAAGUUCCACAAGAAGGAAAAGUACGGGAAGAAGGACAACUAAAAGGGACUCCUUAAUCUUAAAUUUAAUAGUAGUUUUAUAUAUAUUUUUGGUUACACCUUAU